CCGUCCUGUUAUGGUUGGUUCUACUUCUCCGAAUGAUCCAAUGCAAACGUCGCAUACUCCGACAAGAAUGGAGGAAAUGGAAGGACAAACACCGUCUCAGUAUUUGGAUUGGGCUUCGGCGAAUGUGCCUGUUGCUGCUGAGGAGCGUUAA
This is a messenger RNA of Ambispora gerdemannii, 151 nucleotides long. The record is from the annotation of a GenBank genome assembly. NCBI's taxonomy places the organism in Eukaryota, Fungi, Glomeromycota, Glomeromycetes, Archaeosporales, Ambisporaceae.